AUGGGGGAGCUAGAAUCUUUAGAGCAACUUCUUUUGGACUCUACAUCUAUAGAAGAGAUCCCUGAAUGGAGAAAGGCGAAGAAACUGAAAAUUCUCAGCUUGGUUGAAUGUAAAUCACUAAGACAGUUCAAUUUCAUUGGUUGUGCAGCAUCAUCAAUGGGAGUGGAUUUGUUUUUCACUCAACAACCUAAGUCGAUUGAAAACUUCAAUUCACUAACUGAGUUGGAUCUAACGAGUUCAGCAAUUCAGGAGUUGCCCGAUUUAAUUGGAAACAUGAAGAAUUUGAGAGUAUUAAAGAUGUUCAAAAGCAACAUAAGAAAACUACCCAGUGCCAUUGGAAUGUUGGAGAAGCUCGAAGACGGCACCGCAACUUCCAUAAAGUUUGAUAGAUCUAUGUUUUGUUUCGCCUUCAAUAAAGAUGUUGCCACUCUCGAACCUAUUAAACUUGAGAUUAUUGAAAGUGUGUUCUUCAAGUAUAACCACCCUAUCACCCGAUAUCAGUUAUCUUUCUCAGCUGAAGGAACUCAUUCUCCACUGUGA
Eucalyptus grandis is the source of this 540-nucleotide messenger RNA. RefSeq names its product disease resistance protein RUN1-like. The transcript has 2 exons. NCBI's taxonomy places the organism in Eukaryota, Viridiplantae, Streptophyta, Magnoliopsida, Myrtales, Myrtaceae. The record is from RefSeq and is a predicted model, not a curated record. The coding region runs from base 1 to 540 and encodes 179 amino acids.